Messenger RNA from Adineta steineri, 639 nucleotides. NCBI's taxonomy places the organism in Eukaryota, Metazoa, Rotifera, Eurotatoria, Adinetida, Adinetidae. The record is from the annotation of a GenBank genome assembly.
AUGAAACAUAAUAAUGUUAUUCCAAAUGCUCACUUUCAUAAAAAGUGGCAAUUACAUGUUCGUACUUGGUUUGAUCAACCAGGUCGUAAAACACGUCGUCAUCAAAAACGUUUAGCUAAAGCUCAACGUGUUGCACCUCGACCAGCAAAAGGUUCAUUACGGCCAGUUGUUCGUGGUACAACACGUCGUUAUAAUAUGAAAGUACGUGCUGGACGUGGUUUUUCAUUGGAUGAAAUAUGUGCUGCUGGUCUUCAUCCAACUUAUGCACGAACAAUCGGUAUUUCAGUUGAUCAUCGACGACGCAAUAAAUCAACUGAAGCUUUUCAACUUAAUGUUCAACGUUUAAAACAAUAUCUUGGUAAACUUAUCUUAUUUCCAUUAAAAGCUGAUAAACCAAAGAAAAAUGAUGCUAAACCCGAAGAAAUUAAAUUGGCUACACAACUUAAGAAACAAAAAGUUAUGCCAAUUAAACAACGAGUACAACGUGAAAAAGCUCGUCCAAUUAAUGAUGCUGAUACUAAAUUCAACGCUUAUCAAGCUUUACGUAUGGCACGUGCUGAUGCUAAAUUAAUUGGACAACGUGAAAAGAAAGCUAAACAAGCAGCUGAAGAUGAAAAGAAACCUAAAAAAGAGAAAUGA